Molecule: messenger RNA, 486 nt
Organism: Trichophyton benhamiae CBS 112371
Lineage: Eukaryota; Fungi; Ascomycota; Eurotiomycetes; Onygenales; Arthrodermataceae
Exons: 2
Coding region: 1-486 (161 amino acids)
Source: RefSeq, a predicted model, not a curated record
AUGGCCCACUUGUUGAUGAACGAAAAAUUUGAUACCUCAACAUUUCUCGCCGGACUAGCUUUCAUCGAGAAUAUCGAGGAUUUUAUCAGCUUUUCCAUGUCAAUCGGGUCCAUUGGACGUAAGAAUAUCGUAUCCCUGGAGCUUCACUGGGAGAGCAAAGCGGGUAUAUUUUCAACUGUACGGAGCACUCGUGUCAAGGAAGAUCAUAAAAGCCCACAACUGGUUGCCGUCAGCCCUUGUGUCAAGGUACGCGGCACUCCUCGGAGAAUUUUUGAACUUGAAAAUAUUACAUCUCCGGUCGACGAUGGCAUGUUGAAUGCUGUGCAUUUGGAAUCCUUCAAAACCCACCCCAGAAAUCUUGAGCUUUGUUCGCUCAAAGUCGAAAGGGUUCAUCUAAACGGGUUUGAAUCAAGUCUCGACCGAAAUCAAGUCUCGAUCGAGAUGAGUUUAUCAAACGGCGCAAAGGAGCUUUGGAACACUCAUUAA